CGACCGGGAGGGAGACGGCGGGCUCCAGACACCGAACCGCGGGCCAGGAGCGCGCAGGCCGCGCUCCGCCGCUCUGCCGCCGCUGUCCGGGAGCUGCCUCGCCGCCACAGAACAGUGUCCAGGCAGUGAGGCCCGGCUGGUAUGGCCUGACUCAAGGAGGUGCACUUGACUGAUAACCAGGCCUGUGGACCUAGUGGGAGCCUGUGAGUGCCAACGGGCUGCUGUUACUUUAAAAGAAGACAGCUGACAGACAGCAGGCAGAACAGCAGGAUUCGUCUGCCCUCAGUUCCUAAGAACAACUGUGGGACCAAGAACAGAGGCUGCAACCUAACACUACCGUCUUUGAGUACCUGCAGAUGAUGUCCAUUGUCAUUGGUAUCCAACAUCUUCCGGCCUGAUCCAUGGUCACUUUCCGGGAUGGCAACAAGGUGACUUAGCUGAGGAUGACCCUGACUGAAAGGCUGCGUGAGAAGAUAUCUCAGGCCUUCUACAACCAUGGGCUGCUCUGUGCAUCCUACCCUAUCCCCAUCAUCCUCUUCACAGGGCUCUGCAUCUUAGCCUGCUGCUACCCUCUGCUGAAGCUCCCCUUGCCUGGAACGGGACCUGUGGAAUUCUCGACGCCUGUGAAGGACUACUCACCCCCACCUGUGGACUCUGACCACAAACAAGGAGAAGCCAGUGAGCAGCCAGAGUGGUACGUGGGGGCCCCAGUGGCGUAUAUCCAACAGAUAUUUGUGAAGUCAUCUGUGUCUCCCUGGCACAAAAACCUUCUGGCAGUAGAUGUGUUCCGAUCACCUCUGUCCCGGGCAUUCCAACUGGUGGAGGAAAUCCGGAACCACGUGCUGAGAGACAGCUCGGGGACCAAGAGCCUGGAGGAAGUUUGCCUUCAGGUGACAGACUUGCUGCCAGGACUCAGGAAACUCCGGAACCUACUUCCUGAACAUGGCUGCCUGCUGCUGUCCCCUGGGAACUUCUGGCAGAAUGACUGGGAGCGAUUCCAUGCCGACCCUGACAUCAUUGGGACCAUCCAUCAGCAUGAGCCCAAAACUCUGCAGACAUCAGCCACACUCAAAGACUUGCUGUUUGGUGUCCCUGGGAAGUACAGUGGGGUGAGCCUCUACACAAGGAAGAGGAUGGUCUCUUACACCAUCACCCUGGUCUUCCAGCACUACCAUGCCAAGUUUCUGAGCAGCCUACGCGCCCGGCUCAUGCUCCUGCACCCCAGCCCCAACUGCAGCCUGCGGGCCGAGAACCUGGUCCACGUGCACUUCAAAGAGGAGAUUGGUAUUGCAGAGCUCAUCCCUCUCGUGACCACCUACAUCAUCCUGUUUGCCUACAUCUACUUUUCCACACGCAAGAUCGACAUGGUCAAGUCUAAGUGGGGACUCGCCCUGGCAGCCGUGGUCACAGUGCUUAGCUCUCUGCUCAUGUCUGUGGGGCUCUGCACUCUCUUUGGCCUGACACCCACACUCAAUGGAGGUGAGAUUUUCCCAUACCUGGUGGUGGUUAUUGGGUUAGAGAACGUGUUGGUGCUCACCAAGUCAGUUGUAUCAACCCCAGUGGACCUCGAGGUGAAGCUUCGGAUUGCACAAGGCUUAAGCAGUGAGAGCUGGUCCAUUAUGAAGAACAUGGCAACUGAACUGGGCAUCAUCCUCAUCGGCUACUUCACCCUAGUGCCCGCUAUCCAGGAGUUCUGCCUCUUCGCUGUUGUGGGCCUGGUGUCCGACUUCUUCCUCCAGAUGCUGUUCUUCACCACGGUCCUGUCCAUCGACAUUCGGCGAAUGGAGCUAGCCGACCUGAACAAGCGUCUGCCCCCUGAAUCCUGCCUGCCCUCAGCUAAGCCUGUGGGAAGGCCAGCACGCUAUGAGAGACAGCUGGCUGUGCGGCCGUCCAUGCCGCAUACCAUCACACUGCAGCCAUCUUCCUUCCGAAACUUGCGGCUCCCCAAAAGACUGCGUGUCAUCUACUUCCUGGCCCGUACUCGCCUGGCACAGCGCCUCAUCAUGGCUGGUACCGUUGUUUGGAUUGGCAUCCUGGUAUACACAGACCCAGCAGGGCUGCGUACCUACCUCGCUGCCCAGGUGACAGAACAGAGCCCACUGGGUGAGGGUUCCCUGGGCCCCAUGCCUGUGCCUAGCGGAGUGCUGCCCGCCAGCCGCCCGGACCCUGCCUUCUCCAUCUUCCCACCCGACGCUCCUAAAGUGCCAGAGAACCAGACGUUGCCAGGUGAGCUGCCUGAGCAUGCUGUUCCUGCAGAGGGUGUCCAUGACAGCCGAGCCCCAGAGGUAACUUGGGGGCCUGAGGAUGAAGAGCUGUGGAGGAAACUGUCCUUCCGCCACUGGCCCACGCUCUUCAACUACUACAACAUCACACUGGCCAAAAGGUACAUCAGCCUACUGCCUGUCAUACCUGUCACACUGCGUCUGAAUCCACGGGAGGCCCUGGAGGGACGUCACCCUCAGGAUGGUCGCAGUGCCUGGACCCCACCCGAGUCUUUGCCUGCAGGCCUCUGGGAGGGCGGACCUAAGGGGCCAGGUGGAACGCCAGCCCACGGCGACGUUACCUUGUACAAGGUGGCCGCACUUGGCCUGGCAGCGGGCAUCGUCCUUGUGCUGCUGCUGCUCUGCCUCUACCGGGUGCUGUGCCCGCGGAACUACGGGCAGCCGGGUGGCGGUCCGGGCAGGCGGAGGCGCGGAGAGCUGCCCUGCGAUGACUACGGCUACGCGCCGCCUGAGACGGAGAUCGUGCCGCUGGUGCUGCGAGGGCACCUCAUGGACAUCGAGUGUCUGUCUAGCGAUGGGAUGCUGCUGGUGAGCUGCUGCUUGGCAGGCCAAGUCUGCGUGUGGGACGCCCAGACCGGGGACUGCCUGACGCGCAUCCCGCGCCCAGGGUCACGCCGGGACAGCUGCGGAGGCGGAGCUUUUGAAACUCAGGAGAACUGGGAGAGGCUGUCGGAUGGCGGCAAAGCUAGCCCGGAGGACCCUGGGGACAGCCCUCCACUGCGACACCGUCCCCGAGGGCCUCCACAGCCUUCCCUCUUCGGGGACCAGCCAGACCUCACCUGCUUGAUCGACACCAACUUCUCGGUGCAGCUGCCCCCAGAGCCCGCUCAGCCCGAGCCUCGGCACCGGGCGGGCUGUGGCCGCUCUAGGGACUCUGGCUAUGACUUCAGCCGUCUGGUGCAGCGCGUGUACCAGGAGGAGGGCCUGGCUGCUGUGCGCAUGCCGGCCCUGCGCCCGCCCUCUCCAGGAUCCCCGCUGCCCCAGGCUUCUCAAGAAGAGGGGGCUGCACCGGAGAAGGGCUCCCCUCCUCUGGCCUGGGCUCCCAGCACAGCCGGCUCUAUCUGGAGCUUGGAGCUGCAAGGCAACCUCAUCGUGGUUGGGCGGAGCAGCGGCCGGCUGGAGGUGUGGGACGCCAUUGAGGGGGUGCUCUGCUGCAGCAACGAGGAGGUGUCCUCAGGCAUCACAGCCCUUGUCUUCCUGGACAGGAGGAUUGUAGCUGCUCGGCUUAAUGGUUCCCUUGAUUUCUUUUCCCUGGAGACUCACACUUCCCUCAGCCCCCUGCAGUUCACAGGGACCCCAGGACGAGGCAGUUCUCCUUCCUCAUCUGUGUACAGCAGCAACACAGUGGCCUGUCAUCUGACCCACACAGUGCCCUGUGCACACCAAAAACCUAUUACAGCGCUGAGAGCUGCUGCCGGGCGCCUGGUGACAGGGAGCCAAGACCAUACUCUCAGAGUCUUCCGACUGGAGGACUCGUGCUGCCUUUUUACCCUGCAGGGCCACUCAGGGGCAAUCACAACCGUGUACAUUGAUCAGACCAUGGUACUGGCCAGUGGAGGACAAGAUGGAGCCAUCUGCCUAUGGGAUGUACUAACAGGUAGCCGGGUCAGUCAUACAUUUGCUCACCGUGGAGAUGUCACCUCCCUUACCUGUACCACUUCCUGUGUCAUUAGUAGUGGUUUGGAUGACCUCAUUAAUAUCUGGGACCGCAGCACAGGCAUCAAGCUUUACUCCAUUCAGCAGGAUCUGGGCUGUGGUGCAAGCCUAGGUGUCAUCUCAGACAACCUUCUGGUGACUGGCGGCCAGGGCUGUGUCUCCUUUUGGGACCUAAACUACGGGGACCUGUUACAGACAGUCUACUUGGGCAAGAACAGUGAGGCCCAGCCUGCCCGGCAGAUUCUGGUACUGGACAAUGCUGCCAUUGUCUGCAACUUUGGCAGUGAGCUCAGCCUAGUGUAUGUGCCCUCUGUGCUGGAGAAACUGGACUGAGGGCAGGUCGACUAUACAACCCACCCAAUUGGGGCACUGGGGGCAGCAAGUCUUUGGACCUAGACAUCUUCUUUGCAGCUGCCUCUGAACUGUUGUCUCCUGACUGUAAUAUUAAACUUUUUUAAAAACCA
This is a messenger RNA of Mesocricetus auratus (golden hamster), 4402 nucleotides long. It is a transcript of the gene Scap, whose product is annotated as SREBF chaperone. The transcript has 24 exons. The coding region runs from base 444 to 4271 and encodes 1275 amino acids. Gene Ontology annotation, molecular function: protein binding; sterol binding. The record is from RefSeq and is a predicted model, not a curated record. NCBI's taxonomy places the organism in Eukaryota, Metazoa, Chordata, Mammalia, Rodentia, Cricetidae. Gene Ontology annotation, cellular component: endoplasmic reticulum membrane; Golgi membrane. Gene Ontology annotation, biological process: SREBP signaling pathway.